Messenger RNA from Harmonia axyridis, 1368 nucleotides. RefSeq lists its product as uncharacterized. The record is from RefSeq and is a predicted model, not a curated record. The transcript is spliced from 3 exons. Gene Ontology annotation, biological process: positive regulation of voltage-gated potassium channel activity; sleep; regulation of synaptic transmission, cholinergic. The coding region runs from base 102 to 545 and encodes 147 amino acids. NCBI's taxonomy places the organism in Eukaryota, Metazoa, Arthropoda, Insecta, Coleoptera, Coccinellidae.
UCUUUCUGAUUCUGCAGGUUUCGAACGCAAAUUGCUUGAGCUUCCUUCCAGUUGACGGUUGUGUACAUAUAGGUUGUCUUUGCCAAAAAUACAUUCUGAAAAUGAAUAAAAUGCUGUUCAGUGUCAUUUUUGUGGCUUUCACCAUUUCGUAUGGUAAUUGCUUGGAGUGUUAUACCUGUGAUUCCAGCCAGACUGGCCUCUGCAAUUUUGGCAUUGCAUCCUUUGUGAUGCCCACUGUGGAUUGUGAUAAACAGAUAGGGGAUAGUAACCCCCUUACAAACUGGAUUCCAAAACAGUGUGUGAAACUCACUGCUAAAGAUGCCGAAGGAAAAGAAUAUGUAGCAAGGGGAUGCAUUCCUUAUUCAGGAGGUGCAUGCGAUGUCAUAAUGAGCACUUUGGGAUUCUUCAGCAAGAUUGGUGGAGGUGCCAAAGACCUACACUGCUACCCCUGCGAUGGUGACAAAUGCAAUUCUUCCAUCUCAGUUCAGCCAAGUAUUGCUGCAACCCUGAUUCUCAGUAUUCUUUUCUGCAUUUUUAAGCUUUAAACGCCUACUUCCACGUCGUUCAUUCGAUUCAAGAAUAUACUCUUUGUUCGAAUUAUUUUGUAUAGCUUCAAGUAGUUUUAAACCUUGAUUAAAAUGUUUUACUUUGUUAAUUUUAUGUUUUCGGCGACUUUCGUACUACUCAGUCUUUACUAUACUGAAAUUUAAGUUUUUUAGGUUAGGUGAGGUUAAGUUAUGAAAUUCGUUUUGAAUGUAUUUUUAAUAAAUGGCUAAUGGCAGGUGUAAACACGAAAAAUUAAUAUACAUAUAUCAAUGUUAGAGUUCAUAAUGCUUUUAGUUAAGAAGAGAACGUUUCUAUAUAUCUGUAGUUUUUAUACUGUUCAUGGAAAUUUUAUAUUUUUAGAUUAUGUGACUCGGUCUUGCUUCAGGGAAAUUCGCCUUUAAAUCGAAAUUUAUGUAUUAAUAAUUUGUCACCAUCCUUAGAAGCAUGUUUUUUAUUUCAACAUUGACUAAAUGUGUUUUUUGUGAAAUCCUUUUCAUAUACGAAUAAAAUAUAAAUAUUAUCCCCGACUAUCUGUAUGUUGAAUAUUUAUAAAUUUUAUGUUAACUUUGUAUGCAUUUUGAAUACUUUAAUUAGCUAUUGUCAACCUCGAUUCCAUUUUGUUACCUAUUGCGUGAAGAUUUCAUAUUGAUUUUUUUCUGAACAGCCAAUUUUUUUUUGUAGAUACUUCAUGUUCGAUACCAUUUCAGCUGAAUUUUGUAUCAUAUGACUUAGGUAUCAUAUCAACUUUUUUUUAUGAUAUAAACAGCACCAACUAUUUAUUUUUGUAUAAAUUAAUUUUUUCAAUAAAUGUGAUUGUACGAA